Messenger RNA from Wyeomyia smithii (pitcher-plant mosquito), 723 nucleotides. RefSeq lists its product as uncharacterized. The transcript has 2 exons. The record is from RefSeq and is a predicted model, not a curated record. Lineage: Eukaryota; Metazoa; Arthropoda; Insecta; Diptera; Culicidae. Bases 1 to 723 code for a protein of 240 amino acids.
AUGCUCGGCUGGGUCGUUGGUGGUUGCUGCGAUGUGAAUACGACAGCAGAACAGACAGUUUACUCACACUCCGUCACGGUGGAUAAUUUGAAUUCGUUGAUACAACGUUUUUGGGAGGUGGAAGAGGUGCAUUCUGCUUCUAAGGUUUGCACUGAAGAGCAAGAAUGUGAACUGCAUUUCCAAGCCACACAUCGUCGUGAUGCAACGGGUAGAUACGUAGUUCAACUGCCACUCCGCAACACGCUGGAUGAACUUGGUGACUCCAGACAAGUGGCCUUGAGAAGAUUUUAUGCUUUGGAAAAAAGACUUGCUCAGCAACCAGAAUUAAAGCAACAGUAUACAGAAUUCAUGGCUGAAUAUGAGGACCUUGGUCACUGUAAAGAAAUAGACGAAAAUAAGGACAUGUCGGUGUUUGAUGCUUCAGCUAAGGUCUCUGGACGCUGCCUCAACGAUGUUUUAAAGGUAGGUGCUAUCAACCAGAGCGACCUGCAAUCCAUAGUCCUUCGGUUCCGUGAGCCAUGUUAUGUUUUGUCUGCCGACAUUACAAAGAUGUAUCGGGAAAUUAUCGUCGACGAGUGUCACACACCGUUACAACGUGUGUUCUGGAGAAUUGAUCCAUCGUGUCGCCUUCGUGUGCUUGAGCUGACUACCGUAACUUAUGGCACUGCAUCCGCUCCGUUUUUGGCUACAAGAGCUCUGCUACAGUUGGCAAUCGACGAGUGA